Molecule: messenger RNA, 1683 nt
Organism: Ustilaginoidea virens
Lineage: Eukaryota; Fungi; Ascomycota; Sordariomycetes; Hypocreales; Clavicipitaceae
Exons: 4
Coding region: 1-1683 (560 amino acids)
Molecular function (GO): protein binding; phosphatidylinositol binding
Source: RefSeq, a predicted model, not a curated record
AUGAAGGCUCUACGUCGGUCCAUCAAGGGCGACAAGGACAAGCAGCAUCACACCUCAGUAGGGAGCAAGUCUGCUGUCGCCAUCAUCCCUCCAAAAAAGGUCAUCAGAGCGUUGUACGACUACGAGGCCCAGUCGUCGCAGGAGCUGAGCUUCUCAAAAGGAGACUUUUUCCACGUCAUUGGCCGCGAGAAUGACCCUGACUGGUUCGAGGCUUGCAAUCCUGCCCUGCCAGAUGCGCGUGGCCUAGUUCCCGUGGCCUUCUUCCAGGCUUUGGGCCGUACUGAGCGAGAUAGCGCCCAAUCUGAUGGCGGCCGACCGCCCACGGCCAAAAGCCCCGAUCAUGACUCUGGCUACGGGGAAACCCCAUCACAUCCCGUCACGACCGCUGCACCCAUCAACCAUCGCAGCACCAAAUCCGCAGACAUCGACAACAAAAUCUUCGCCAUUGUCAUGUAUGACUUUGAGGCUCAGAGGGCAGACGAGCUUGGCGCAACCAAGGGCGAGCAAAUCAUCAUCAUCGCCCAGUCCACUGCCGAGUGGUUCGUUGCCAAACCCAUUGCGAGACUGGGAGGACCAGGCCUGAUUCCCGUUUCAUACGUGGAGAUACGCUACGUCAAAACCCGAGAAGUCGUUCCCAACGCGCUCGAGGCCGUUCGAAAGGCUGGGGUCCCGAGUGUGGAGGAAUGGAAAAAAAUGGCCGCAAGUUACAAGAAUAGCAGCAUCACUCUUGGCAAGUUCGAGGGUGGAAAUGCAGCCGCUCAACAGCAAAGCCUUGAACAGGGCAUGGAUCGUAUGAGUCUUCAAGGCCAGGGUACCCAAAAUGGAGCAAAGCAUCUCGCCGGCCAACACAGCGUGUCCCAAGUUGCCCAGUUUGCCCCUGAUCAAUCCACUCCGCAACUCUACGCUCCUAUUCAAGCUUGGAUUCCCCGCUAUUGCUUUGCCGAAGAGAAGUACUGGUUUGUCAUUGUUGCUGUGCUUGAGGAUGGCCGUCACUGGGAGCUUUCACGAUAUUACGAAGAUUUUUACGACUUCCAGAUAGCUCUCCUCACCGAGUUUCCUGCCGAGGCCGGAAAUAACGGAGGUCAAAAGCGAACCCUUCCCUACAUGCCGGGACCCGUGAGUUAUGUUACCGACGCCAUCACCGAGGGGAGGCUUCACAAUCUGGACGCAUACGUCAAAAACCUGCUGAGACAGCCAGAAUACAUUUCAAGAUGCAACCUGGUCAAGCAAUUUUUCGCUCCUCGCGAAGGAGACUACGAAGUAGACCCGGCUGACGCGGAAGAGGAAUAUCGACUGUCGCAAGGCUCUCACCAGUCCGUCGAAUCCCCCGGCAACAGCACAUCUCAUUCCAACUUGAACGGAAACGGUUAUUCCAGUCUUUCUGCGGCGAACCCACAUAUGAAUAAUACGCAGCAAAGUAUGGCGAGCCAGCAAACCUCGUUAAUAAAAGUCAAGAUGUAUUUCAACGGCGACCUCAUUGCCAUCCGGGUUGCAGCCGACGCGAACUAUCAGCAGCUAUGCGAAAAGAUUCGGGAUCGGCUCAAGAUUGCGCCCAAUGAUCGGUUUGACCUGUUUUACAAGGAUGAAAAAACAGGCAACAAGCUAAAUCUCAUGAGCAACAACGACCUCGAUUUUGCCUUGCAGAGAAAUGAGAAGCUUGUUCUUUACGUCGAGGGUGUCUAA